CUCCUGUCCUCCCCCGGAGGCAGACAAGGGCCCUCUUAGAGUGCAUGGAACUACGCGCGGGGCGGGGCGGGGACCAGCGCGCCAGCAGUGGGGCGGGCUCCACAGUCGGGCUUAGGGACUGUAGCGACACGAAGGCGCCACCGGCCUCGUCGCCAGCCGCCCUCGCAACCGCCCGGAAGACAGGUAUUCAAAGCAAACCGGAGAGCACCCGCUCAGGCGCGGGAGUCAGGAAGGAGCGGCUAUCACCCGGUGUUCCUCGGCGGCAGGUGCCCAAGCCUCGCGUCAGCACCAUGGACAGCGCCCGCGAACAGCUUCAGGGACGCUUGGACGCCGCGGGCUUCUGGCAGGUCUGGCAGCGCUUUGACGGAGAUGAGAAAGGUUACAUAGAAGAGAAGGAGCUUGAUGCUUUCUUUCACCACGUCUUGACGACACUGGGUACUGAUGCGUCGGUGGUAGAAGAAAAUGUGCGGAGACUGAAACAGCGAAUUAUGGUUCCCCAGGACGUCUCUAGAGCUGGUUGCGUACAAAUGAAAGAGGAAACCCCCUUGGACAGCAGCGUGGAGUUUAUGCAGAUUUGGCGCAAAUAUGAUGCUGACAGCAGUGGCUUUAUAUCAGCUGUUGAGCUGCGGAACUUCCUCCGAGACCUCUUCCUCCACCACAAAAAGGCCGUCCCUGAGGCUAAGCUGGACGAAUACACCGGCACCAUGAUGAAGAUCUUUGACAAAAACAAGGAUGGCCGGUUGGAUCUUAAUGACUUGGCAAGGAUUCUGGCUCUUCAGGAAAACUUCCUUCUCCAAUUUAAGAUGGAUGCUUGUUCCACUGAGGAAAGAAAGAGGGACUUUGAGAAAAUCUUUGCCCACUAUGACGUUAGUAAAACUGGAGCUCUGGAAGGCCCGGAAGUGGACGGGUUUGUCAAAGACAUGAUGGAGCUGGUCCAGAUUCGAAUCACCUCCAUGGGAAACCAGAGGAUCCCCCUCGCUCUUGUCCUUGCCCUUCUAUUUCUGGUGCAACAAAACGGUUCGUCUUGUCCCAGCAUCAGUGGAGCGGACCUCGAUAAGUUCCGGGAGAUUCUUCUGCGCCACUGUGAUGUGAACAAGGAUGGAAAAAUUCAGAAGUCCGAGCUCGCGUUGUGUCUUGGGCUGAAAAUCAACCCAUAAGCCCCGAAUGCUUUGUCUUUUGCUCUUAGGAUGUUUCUGAGCUCCUGCUGGGAAAAUUGUAUCUGUGCUUUGCUGUUGGGGACACCGGGGCAAGCUUUGUAACAAAUGGUGUGGUGUUUUAGGGCAAGGGGGGGGGGUCCUAGGGCCUUCUUUCUAAGGCCAUGGUGUUCUCCUGCCUCACUGAGAGCCCCCUGCAGUGUCUGUGUUAUUCCCGCCCCCCCCCCCAACCCGGGCUUUCCUGUCCCCCCAGAGAGUCAGCUAACCACCUGCUUAAUCCGCUCCUGCGUGGCCUCCCUCAGGCCCCAGGGGCUCAGGGGAGGCGGAGUCCAUCCACCUGUGCUCCCCUUGUGGGCUUUCUGAGUGGUGAGUGGCGUCUCUGUUGGUCCUGUGAUUUUCUACAAAUCAGUUCUGUCGUGGAAAUAAACCUGUAGCUGGAAACAAA
Leopardus geoffroyi (Geoffroy's cat) is the source of this 1599-nucleotide messenger RNA. RefSeq names its product secretagogin, EF-hand calcium binding protein (gene SCGN). Bases 45 to 1157 code for a protein of 370 amino acids. The record is from RefSeq and is a predicted model, not a curated record. Gene Ontology annotation, molecular function: calcium ion binding. Gene Ontology annotation, cellular component: synapse; nucleus; dendrite. Gene Ontology annotation, biological process: regulation of presynaptic cytosolic calcium ion concentration; regulation of long-term synaptic potentiation. The transcript is spliced from 12 exons. NCBI's taxonomy places the organism in Eukaryota, Metazoa, Chordata, Mammalia, Carnivora, Felidae.